Molecule: messenger RNA, 959 nt
Organism: Drosophila bipectinata
Lineage: Eukaryota; Metazoa; Arthropoda; Insecta; Diptera; Drosophilidae
Gene: Pmm2
Product: phosphomannomutase
Biological process (GO): GDP-mannose biosynthetic process; protein N-linked glycosylation; mannose metabolic process
Cellular component (GO): cytosol
Molecular function (GO): phosphomannomutase activity
Source: RefSeq, a predicted model, not a curated record
UCUCACCAUAUCGUUGCCGCUUACAAGGUUCUUUAUCUCAAAAACAAUACGUGGUCAUAGGUGUUUUGGAUAAGAAUUACGUUAAAAAACAAUCAAAUGCGAAAUGGCCACCGCAACACUCAAACGUGACGAAAUCCUCCUGCUCUUCGAUGUGGACGGGACUCUGACGAUGCCCAGGUCCGUUGUGACUCCAGAAUUCGAGGAUUUCUUUUACUCGAAGGUUAAACCCAGAGCCACCAUUGGAAUUGUUGGAGGCUCCGAUCUGGAAAAGAUGUUUGAACAGCUGAACGGUCAGAAAAUUCUUAACGAGUUCGAUUUCAUCUUUCCUGAAAACGGCCUGGUGCAGAUCGAGGGCGGCAAGGAGGUGGGAAAGCAGAAUAUCAUCGCGCACCUGGGCGAGAAGACGUUGCAGCGUUUCAUCAACUUUGUCCUGCGUUACCUCUCCGAACUGGAACUGCCUAUUAAGAGAGGAACCUUUAUAGAGUUCCGGAACGGCAUGAUGAACGUGUGUCCAAUUGGACGACAGUGCUCCCGGGAGGAGCGAAACAUGUUCGCCGCCUACGACAUCGAACACAAAGUGCGUGAGAAAAUGAUUGCCGACCUGAAGAAGGAGUUUGCCGAUGUGGACCUCACGUACUCCAUCGGAGGUCAAAUCAGUUUCGAUGUUUUCCCCCAUGGCUGGGACAAAACCUACUGCCUUCGCCACAUUGAAGCCCAUUACAAGUUCAAGGAAAUCCACUUUUUCGGCGACAAAACUGAGAAGGGCGGCAAUGAUUACGAGAUCUACGUCGAUCCAAGGACUAUAAGUCAUAGGGUGUACACUCCCGAUGAUACGCAGCGCAUCCUUACAGAGAUCCUGAAGCUUUAACGCGACCUCGAACAAGCCAAAGUUUUGAUAAAAUUCCAUUUUGUAUAUAUGUAUGUUAACCAAAUUUAAAAUAUAAAGUCAUUUAAAAUAA